Molecule: messenger RNA, 747 nt
Organism: Penicillium hordei
Lineage: Eukaryota; Fungi; Ascomycota; Eurotiomycetes; Eurotiales; Aspergillaceae
Product: Chitin-binding domain 3
Exons: 2
Coding region: 1-747 (248 amino acids)
Source: RefSeq, a predicted model, not a curated record
AUGAAGUCUGCCGCAGUUGUGCUUGUUGGCUCAUUGUCUACCAUUGUUGCCGGACAUGGCUACCUUGUCACCCCGGACAGUCGAACCAAGCUCGGAUUUGAGGCUGGAGUUGACACAUGUCCCGAGUGCACCAUCCUCGAGCCGGUUUCCUCUUGGCCCGAUCUCGACGUGGCCCCAGUUGGCCGUAGCGGACCCUGCGGAUACAAUUCCCGUGUGAGCGUCGACUACAACCAACCCGGCAGUGACUGGGGCAAAAAGGUGGUCAAGACUUACGCACCUGGUGAUGUCAUUGACGUUGUGUGGUGUGUUGACCACAACGGUGAUCACGGUGGCAUGUUCAGCUACCGUAUCUGCCAAGAUCAAGACAUCGUGGACAAAUUCCUGGAUCCGGAUUACCUGCCAACCGAGGCGGAGAAGAAGACAGCCGAGGCCUGCUUUGACAAAGGUCUUCUUGAAUGUACCAGCGUCGAUGGACAGACCUGCGGCUAUAGUGCCGAUUGUGGUGAGGAUGAAGCUUGUCACCGUAAUGACUGGUUCACCUGCAACGGCUUCGAUGAUACCAAGUGUCAAGGUGUUGACAAUGCUGAGCUUAACUCCUGCAAGACAACAAUCGCCGGCGGUUACACUGUCACCAAGAAGAUUAAGAUUCCGGAUUACGUCUCGAACCACACCUUGCUCUCCUGGAAGUGGAACUCCUUCCAAACUGGUCAGAUCUAUCUCUCCUGUUCCGACAUUGCUAUCCAGUAG